Messenger RNA from Poeciliopsis prolifica (blackstripe livebearer), 1374 nucleotides. Its product is annotated as RING-HC_RNF170 domain-containing protein. Lineage: Eukaryota; Metazoa; Chordata; Actinopteri; Cyprinodontiformes; Poeciliidae. Bases 169 to 876 code for a protein of 235 amino acids. The transcript is spliced from 6 exons. The record is from RefSeq and is a predicted model, not a curated record. Gene Ontology annotation, molecular function: ubiquitin protein ligase activity.
CACACCUCAGUCCAGGUUCGUUGCACUUCCUCGUGUUUUCCUGAGCGAGGACUAACAGCUGCUCUUUCCAGAGUGACACAGUUAAUUCGCCGCUCCAUCUGCGCCCUGAAGAUCGAGUGGGUCAGGAUCGCCUGGCGUCAUCCCACCUGCACCUGUGAGCAGCCAACAAUGCGCGCAAGCUGCCAUCAGGUGAGCGUCGCGCUUACGCACAGCCACGACCACAAUUGCGGCUUCGUUCAGGACGAGCCUCGUGCAUCCAUGAGCUCAAGAGACUCCCACUGCCCAGUGUGCCUGCAGACGGCCACAUUCCCAGUCCAGACCAACUGCGGCCAUUUAUUCUGUGCUAACUGUCUGCUCACCUACUGGAGACACGGCUCCUGGUUGGACGCGGUCAGCUGUCCUCUCUGCAGACAGAAGGUCAGCGUGCUCUGCAACCUGUUUAAGGAGAGCCGAUCAGAUCAGCAGUCCAAGAAGGUUCUCGGGGAAAUCACGGACUACAACAAACGCUAUUCAGGAGCCCCGCGAAGGAUGACAGACUACCUCUGCGACGCGCCUCUUCUUCUGCAGUUACUGGCUCGUAACUGCCUUGGCCCCAUGGGAGGUCUGGUCUGGCUCUUCCUCUUCAGGGUGGCUCUGUGCUGCGUGGGGACUGUGGUGUCCAUCUCCUCCUCUCCCUCUGUCGACCCCGCGCCGUCGUCGACCCCCCUGGAAACGGACCCCUCUCUCUGCGGGCUGCUGGGGGUUCUGGACGACCUGGUGGUGGUCAUUCUGCUGCUCCUUUGCGUCAUAAACGUCAACCAGCACAUUGCACCAGACGGGGGACGGCACUCUCCGAGCAGAACGACCUCACAGGGAGUCAUGGGGAGCUCGUUGUAGUUUUAUGCUGCUCGACCGUAAAGACGUUUGAAACGGACUUUUAUUGGAUUUUUGCUCUCUGCCUCGUUGGAUGAGCAGAUGAGAGAUCAAUGGAGUUGGACGCCAUUGAUCCCCUCAGACUGUGGACUUGUCGAGUGUUUACAGAGCUUAUGUAACUGUGAUGUGUUCAGAUGCAGUGUGGCCAUUGGGCUGUCUUUCCUGAGCUGACAAGCGUCAAUUAGUUGCUGCAAUAUUGGAAAAGACUUUUUAAAUCUCAACCUUUAAAGUUCUACCUGCAAAUGUAGCAAGUUGCAGACGGUCGUCAUGACCGUACUCUGAUGUUUUCCUUGUAUAUAUAUGUGACAUUGUGUGAAGCUGUUUUUAUGCUUAAAAUAAAGAUUAUUUAUUGUAACGUUCAUCUUUAUUUAAGUCCCAGAAAAGUUUUUUUUUAAAACAAAUUUAUUAUGAAGAUGAGUUUUAAUUGUUUCAAGGAUGCAGCUGAUCCUUUCUGCAAACAUA